Molecule: messenger RNA, 1653 nt
Organism: Astyanax mexicanus (Mexican tetra)
Lineage: Eukaryota; Metazoa; Chordata; Actinopteri; Characiformes; Acestrorhamphidae
Product: aldo/keto reductase
Exons: 7
Coding region: 306-1154 (282 amino acids)
Molecular function (GO): oxidoreductase activity
Source: RefSeq, a predicted model, not a curated record
GCAGAAUCCCUGCGUUCCAGUAAAUCUAGCCCCCUUAAUGAUCAUGCCUACUUUAUUUAGGGAGUAGGAUUCGAUUUGGGACAAAACCACACUGGCUCGGUUUGGGACACAGCAGGCAGAAUGGCUGGACGUGCCCUGGCAUUUAUGCGGCUGGGAGCGAAAAGCAAAGCUCGUUUACAGUUUAAUAUUUGAUUAUGUAGAUUAUGUAGCUACACGCUCAGUUUAGCAGCUGUAUAAUGUUAAUAUAAACCACGGGGAACUGCUGAUAAACACUGUUUACAAUCAGUACAGCUACAGCUGUUAGCAUGCAGCCGUGUCCCGCUGUACCGCUGUCCAACGGGCUCAGAGUCCCAGUUCUGGGAUUGGGGACAUCCCAUGAUGGAGGCUACUCCCAUGAGGCUGUGGUUUACGCUCUACAAGAAUGUGGCAUCAGACACAUAGACACAGCCAAGAGGUAUGGCUGUGAGGAGGCCUUGGCACGUUCUAUAUCAGAGAGCAAAGUGCCACAUGAGGACCUGUGGAUUACAACCAAGCUAUGGCCAGGGGACUACGGGUACCAGAGCACCAAGCAGGCUUGUAGGGCCUCUGCAGCCAGGCUUGGAGUGGAGUAUGUAGACCUGUAUCUAAUACACUGGCCUGACUGCACAGUCCCAGGCCGGUCCAACAGGGAGGUUCGUGCAGACACAUGGAGAGCACUGGAGGAGAUGUACGAUGAAGGAUUGUGUCAUUCCAUUGGUGUGAGUAACUUCCUCAUCUCACAUCUCGAGGAGCUGAAAGAAGACUGUGGAGUGGUUCCUCAUGUUAACCAGGUGGAGUUCCACCCGUUUCAGCAACCGUGGGAGCUGGUGGAGUAUUGUCGCAGAGAGGGAAUUGCAUUUGAGGGCUACUGCCCUCUAGCCAAGGGCCAGGCCCUGAACCAUCCCCUCAUCCUGGAGCUCGCAAAGAAGUACAACCGCAGUGCCUCCCAGAUAUGCAUCCGCUGGAGCAUUCAGAAUGGGGUCAUCACAAUCCCAAAGUCCACCAAGCCACAUAGGAUUCUCGAAAACUGCAAAGUUUUUGGGUUCAUGCUCUCAGAAGAGGACAUGGCCAGUAUAGAGCGUCUGCACACUGAUAGAAAGCUAAUUCAUCUCACCUACCCUCUCUGGAAUGGAUAACAGGCUAAUAAGGGUUGUAGAAAGGCAGCACACUGGUAGGGUUGUAAUCAUGGUCUGAUUUAAAUCAGCUGUAUGAAGCUCUGGUCUCUGGGCUAGCUGUCUGUGAUUGGUGCAGGUAGUGAAACAUUAUAUACUUGGUUAAUAUUAAAUACAAGAUUAUGCUUGAUUAAUAUUACUUUGUUCCAUUCUGAUUUGGUCAUGCUUGACAUAAUUGGAAAUAACCAUACUUGUGUGUGUUUGAGUGCAUCUACAUUUUUUUUAACAGCGUGAAUCUGGCAGUUCUUUAUAUUGUUUCAGAAUGUCAUGAUGAAUGAACCAAUAGAAAUGCUCUAAAAAUAUUUUACAUUGACUUCCAUCCAUUCUCCUUGUGUAAAUGCCAAUUUUAAGUUAAAAGCCACUUAAAACCACUUUAAAAACAUAACUGAUGGGUGGGCAUUUACUAGCGUAUUUUAACACUGUUUAUAAAAUCACAAAAACUGUAAUAAAGCCACUGAGACGA